ACCCAUCUCCCAGUCUGAACCAGCCAUGACAACCCACGCACUCCUGAACGCAUUCAAAGCUUCCAAGCCCGCAUUCGGCGCAUGGAUUACCUUGCCUGGCGUGCUCAACGCACGUACAGUCGCACAAGCCAGCCCACACCUCUCGUGGGUGAUGAUAGAUUGUGAGCACGGUCUAACAUCGCUCCAGCCCGGUGCUGCAGAGUCUAUCCAGGCCAUCACCGGUCUUGGACCCAACGCGCCGAGUCCGCUCGUGAGAAUUCCAGCCACCGGAUUCAGCAACAGUACAUCGUGGCAAAUCAAAUACGCACUUGAUGCAGGCGCGCGGGGCGUGCUUGUUCCUAUGGUCUCCACUGCUGAGAAGGCGAGAGAGAUCGUGGCAGAUAGCCGCUUCCCUCCGGGAGGCCGGCGCGGCUUUGGAAGUCCAUUCACUCAUGGCGCCUGGAGCAUCAGUGCCGCCGAGUACCUCAAAUCUGCGAAUGAACAUGUAGUUGUUAUGAUACAAAUCGAAACGAAGGAAGGCGUGCAAAAUGUUGACGCCCUCGCUGCCGUAGAUGGCAUCGAUUGUUUAUUCAUCGGUCCUUACGAUCUUUCUCUGAGCUUGGGAUACCCCCCUCCUUCUCCCGAUCCGCACCCUGACGUGGAGAUUGUCAUCCAAAAUAUCCUCAAAGCCACCCACAAGGAAGGGAAGAAGUGCGCGAUUUACUGCACCUCAGGAAAGCAGUCCCUUAAACGUGCUCAAGAAGGCUUCGACAUAAUUAGCGUCACUACUGAUGUUGGCGCAAUAACCGACUCAAUGGCAGCAAACCUUACCGCCGCAGUAGGCGGAGAAUCUGAAGCUGCGGCAUUCCGAUACUGAUCGUAGAGAAAGUCGAAGUAAAUCUCAGCAAUGAAUGUACACAGUCGAU
This is a messenger RNA of Suillus clintonianus, 905 nucleotides long. Its product is annotated as Pyruvate/Phosphoenolpyruvate kinase-like domain-containing protein. NCBI's taxonomy places the organism in Eukaryota, Fungi, Basidiomycota, Agaricomycetes, Boletales, Suillaceae. Gene Ontology annotation, molecular function: aldehyde-lyase activity. The record is from RefSeq and is a predicted model, not a curated record. Gene Ontology annotation, cellular component: cytoplasm. The coding region runs from base 26 to 856 and encodes 276 amino acids. The transcript is spliced from 5 exons.